Morus notabilis is the source of this 895-nucleotide messenger RNA. Its product is annotated as peptidyl-prolyl cis-trans isomerase Pin1. Bases 224 to 595 code for a protein of 123 amino acids. The transcript is spliced from 2 exons. NCBI's taxonomy places the organism in Eukaryota, Viridiplantae, Streptophyta, Magnoliopsida, Rosales, Moraceae. Gene Ontology annotation, molecular function: peptidyl-prolyl cis-trans isomerase activity. Gene Ontology annotation, cellular component: cytosol; nucleus. The record is from RefSeq and is a predicted model, not a curated record.
GCGUUCCGUGGGGCUACUGGCUGAAAAAACCCUCUAGAAAUACCCAACCUCCCACGAACCAAAAUCCUCUCUCUGACAAAUCACUCACAUCUCUCUCUUCGGAGCUGCGAAGAUAGAGUCAUCCGAUCGGAAGCGGAAGAAGCCACCACCGUCGAUCUCCGCCGCAGAUCGGACGAAGAGCAAGGAGAGAGGCUCUUCCUCAUCGGCGAAGAAGAAGACGAAGAUGUCGUCGUCGUCGUCGGGAAACAACCAGGUUAGGGCUUCUCACAUACUCAUCAAGCACCAGGGCUCCAGGAGGAAGGCCUCGUGGAAGGAUCCCGAAGGCCGCGUCAUCUCCAACACCACUCGCGACGCCGCCGUCUCCCAGCUCAAGUCCCUCCGCGAUGAUAUUGUCUCCGGCAAGGCCAAGUUCGACGCCGUCGCCUCCCGCUACUCCGAUUGCAGCUCCGCUAAGCGCGGCGGCGAUCUUGGUCCUUUUGGCCGUGGCCAGAUGCAGAAGCCUUUCGAAGAGGCAACAUAUGCUCUUAAGGUUGGUGAGAUAAGUGACAUUGUGGAUACUGAUAGUGGGGUCCACAUCAUUAUGAGAACUGCUUGACUCUUUAGAUGGGAACCAAGUUCAGGAUAUUCUUAAAUGCGCAAGAUCUAUAACUGCUGGUGGACAAUGCCUACGACACUUCUUUUUUCUCAAGUGGUCUUGACUUGUUGGUUUUUAUGUGGUACCAAAAAAAGUGGAUCAAAAUACUGAUUCUGAUGACAAUUGAUUUCUUGAAUACUAUAUUGCUAUUGUUUUUGUUUGGGAUGGUUGAGUGCCAAUGAGAAGAACUUUUGGUUUUUUAAUCUCUCAGAAACAUGUUUUCGUGUCAUUUGACUCUGAUAAAUCAUGACCUUUUCUUUA